This is a messenger RNA of Coregonus clupeaformis (lake whitefish), 4626 nucleotides long. RefSeq names its product ras and Rab interactor 2. The coding region runs from base 380 to 3634 and encodes 1084 amino acids. NCBI's taxonomy places the organism in Eukaryota, Metazoa, Chordata, Actinopteri, Salmoniformes, Salmonidae. The transcript is spliced from 12 exons. Gene Ontology annotation, cellular component: endocytic vesicle; cytosol. Gene Ontology annotation, biological process: signal transduction; vesicle-mediated transport. Gene Ontology annotation, molecular function: small GTPase binding; guanyl-nucleotide exchange factor activity. The record is from RefSeq and is a predicted model, not a curated record.
CCAACAAAACGGGGUGUACCCCUGCGCAAGUAAUCCAAGGCGAAGACACGUGACGUGAAGCCAGCACUGAUUUUACUUAAAUUAUCUUGCUGUUGUUACCUGAGAGGUCGAAUGCGCAUUGCACUGUUCAGGAAGGAAAGACGGGACCUAGGGCAAAUCAUGGACGCAGCCGACUCGGGAAAGGAGCGGAGCCCAACUUCUACGACGAACUAUGAAUACUCCGUCAUUUGAAUGACAUAAAAGUUACAUAUUUUACAUCACAAUGGCAGGCAAUUGUAAACAUACAUCAGGGUUGUCGGUUUAGGAGCUCAAUUCUGCCGGCUGGGUACGCCUGAAAGAGAGACAGACACACAGGCACGACGAAGGACAGGAGGAUAGCAUGUCCACCAUCAAACCCAGCGAGGAGACGAAAGGGAACUACUUCAAGCUGAUCGACUCGUUUGUCUGGGAGAUCGGGAAUCUGAAGAAGGAGAUGGUGCAAAAGGCUGAGGUAGCAGAGGGAGACCCAGAGCCUGUAAUACUACAGGGGCUGGAUAGGGAGGUGGGAGGUCUGUUCCUACAGGCUCCUCCCUGUGUUGGCGUGAGGGCGGGGCUUGCUGGAGCGAGGGAUUCGGGCUACAACUCUUUGCAUAGAAGGAUGAGUGUGCUGGACAGGCUGGUGCAAACGCACGCUGUGUGGCUGCAGCUGGGACUGAGCCAUGCAGAAGCCACAUGCAAACUGCAACCACAGCCCACUGGGACGUUUCUGGUGAGAAAGUCGACUACCCUGCAGAGGAAGGUGAUCUCUCUGCGGAUGCACCAGGACUCUGAGACACCCGUCAAAAAUUUCCCUGUGACGGAGUGUCAAUACACGUUCUCCUUGGAGGGAUCGGGCCUCAGCUUUGCAGACCUGUUCCGUCUUGUGGCUUUCUGCUGCAUCAGCAGGGAUGUCUUGCCAUUCACUCUAAAGCUUCCUGAAGCCAUCUCUGCAGCCAGGACGCCAACAGACUUGGAGGAGGUGGCCAAGCUAGGAGCAGGAUUCUGUGACUCUGAACAUUGCCGUAGGAGGAGUUCUGUCUCCUGGUUGUCCAGGACAACCACCCACGACCAAUCACCUAGCCUGAGGCAGAGAUCCGUUUCCACACCCCUGGUCACCCGCACCCCGUCCCAGCUGGAGUGUUCCCAGUCCAAUAGGGCUCUCUGCUUCAUCAACCCCCUUUUCCUAAAGGUUCACCACCCAGAGGGGGGCAACCACACCCCUCCCUCCUCCACCAGCCACAACAACCCCCAUCACCUAAACAACAACAGUACAACUACAGCUACAACUGUACAAGUACAACAACAGCACUGUACCAGCAACCCAGAGCAACUUAACGACAGCCCUCAACCCCAUAGCGACAGCCCUCAGAGUGAUAGCCCUGGCAACAGCCCCCAGCAUCAUAACAGCUGUGUAAGUGUGAGCGUGAGCCUGGCUAACAGAGUUUCCCGCCCGCCACCUCCUCGCCCCCCACCUCCCUGCUGUGCCCCCCUUCGCCCUGCCUCCCCUCAACGCCAGCACAGCAUGCCUGAUAAAAUAUCCUGGAUCAACCCGCCCAAAGAGCCGGAGAGGGUGGGAGAGAGGGAGAAAGGAGGAGAGAGGGAGAAGGGCAGUAGCCUUCUCUCCCGCCUGGGCUCCUCUCUCAGCAUCAGCCCUUCCUCUCCUUUCCUCUCCUCCUCUUCCUCUUUCCUCUCAUCCACCCCUCCCAAGAAGCUCAGCAUCAGUGCCCCCAUCUCCAUCCCCCUGUCCCUCCCCUCCCCAAGUGACGUCGACUGCCAUCUUGCUCUCGAUGACCAGACUAUUGAGAAUGCCAUAUCUCUCAGUCUGGCUAAGCUGUCUCUGAGAAACACCAUCACCCCCGAUGACAACACAGAGGGAAACAGUCCGUCCACUCAAGACCAAGCCCGCUCCCGCCGAGAGGAAGGAGGAGGAAGUGGAAGAGGCGGAAGAGAAGGGGACUGCGUCCAGCGCCUGAGCGACAUGAGCCUUUCCACCGACUCCUCCACUGACUCAGUAGACUUGUCCCAGGGCUUCUUCCCCCCACUCCCUGAACCCAGCCCACCCACCACAAAUAACCUGGUGCUGCCCCUCCUCACCCACCCCUACAGCAGCAUGGAGGAAGACGAUGAUGACGAAGACGAAGCGGACUUCGGCGUGAGCCUGGAGAACGACCAAGACCAGGACCUGACCCUCACCCCUCCCGGGCAGCGCACCAAACGGCGAGCCAGUGCCGGGGCCAUGGUCAUCCAGCGGGCCCUCAGGGGCCACCUCCGUAAGAUGAGUGGAAUGUUCAACUCCCUCCUAACCCCUGAGAAACGGGCCAUACAGAGAGUCCUGGAGCUGUCCAGGGAUAAGGGCUCAUACUUUGGCUGCCUAGUGCAGGACUACUUGAGCUUCCUGCAGGAGGGAGGGGGCAGCCAGGCCUGGCAGUGCCACACUUCAGGGCUGGAGCUGCUGCAGACGCUACGCCAGUUUAUCACCCAGAUGAAGAGCUACCUGCGGCAGAGCUCUGAGCUGGAGCCCCCCAUCGAGUCACUCAUCCCAGAGGACCAAAUCGACUAUGUCCUAGAGAAGGCCAUGCAUAAGAUAGUCCUGAAGCCCCUGAAAGGUGUGGUGGGGGCGGCCCUCCAGGAGUUCCAGGUCCGCAGCGGGGUGUGGCAGGAGCUCAAGGAGAACCUCUCAUUGGCCAAGGCCCGGCAGCCCCAGGAAAUGGGCGUGGCCAUCGCCUUCCCUCCAGAUCCAGUUGCCAUAGAGAAAAUCCGGCACAAGUUCCACACCAUGUGUAAACUCUAUUCACCUGAGAAGAAGGUGACCAUGCUGCUGCGCGUGUGUAAACUCAUCUAUACCAUCAUGGAGGACAAAUCAGGUCAUCUGUAUGGGGCAGAUGACUUCCUGCCCAUGUUGACCUAUGUGUUGGCCCAGUGUGACAUGCCUCAACUAGACAACGAGAUCCUCUACAUGAUGGAGCUGCUGGACCCCUCUCUGCUCCAUGGAGAAGGUGGGUACUACCUGACCAGUGCAUACGGAGCCAUGUCCCUCAUCAGGAACUUCCAAGAGGAGCAAGCAGCUUGUGUACUCAGCUCUGAAACACGCAACACACUCCACCAGUGGCACCGUCGCCGCACCACGCAGCGCACUGUGCCCUCCGUCGAUGACUUCCAGAACUACCUGCGAGUAGCGCUCCAGAAGCUGGACAGCGGCUGCACGGCCAAAACCCUGCAGGUGCAGCCCUAUGCCACCACUGAGGAAAUCUGCCAGAUCUGCGCCUGCAAGUUUAAAGUUCCCGACCCUGAGAAUUACACCCUAAUCCUGCUCACUGAGGGCUCAUGCCAGCAACUAGCCCCCGACACACACCCCCAGAAGAUCAAAGCUGAGCUCCACAGUCGACCCCAGGCCACACCUUUUCACUUCGUCUUCUGUCGUGUGGCUAACCUCAAUGACCUGCCCGUGACCUCGUUUGAUCCCCAGUCCAACUUCACACUUACCACAGAAUCUGAGCCCAACUUUAAUGGUGUGGCCUUGACCCCUUCUGACCCCCAGCCCAAUCUCAACCUGGGUCCCAGUCUCAGCCUCAGUCUACCCCCCAACCAGCACAAUGGCAACUCCAUAUCUAUCUGAGACUACAGGGCUGGAGAGUUGAAACCCCCCAUCUGGACAACCGUCAUUCUUACUGUACCCCAACAAAACUUGGCGAACUGUGUUUAACUGGACUGAACUGGGCCUAACUGGGUUAAGCUGAGUCAUGCUGAGCUCAGCCAAAAAAAACUUCCCCUUUUGGUGAUUCUUCUUUCUUGCAGGGAAUCCUCUAAGUGUAAAGCUUUGUCUGAGUACAGGAGGAAAGGAGAGAAAGAGGGAAGGAAAUGUGACAGAUGGGGUUAUUUUGCAGCUCUAUUUGUAAACUUUUGGGACAUGGCACACGAGGAGCACACGUGAGGGCAAACGCAACUCGAAAAAAAGAUGGAUAAAGGUUUUGAAAUAGUCUUGUUACAGACACAGACAGUCAGUCUGUGGUCAUAUUCCAAAAGUGUCUGAAUGUGCAGAUUCAGGGUCAGUUUUUGGUUUGUUACUCCUAGUGGUGAAGCAUAGGAUAAGUAAAGGGAAAACCCUAUCCACAGAUCUGAUAUCAGUUAACAUUUAUCUGCAUUGGUUCCCGUCUAGUGAUGUACUUGUUCAGUCCAUUAACUUUUUCUUCAGACUGAAAAUGUGCCUCUUCAGGCAGAAAAGAGCCUACCAGUCUUUAUAGCAAAUAUACAGCAAUUAUUUUAUCUGGGUGAUACUUCUAUUAUGAAUUACUUGUUGCAGUUGCUGGUAAACUGCAUUGUGUGUUUUUAUGGAAUUAAUGUUGUAUCAUUGCUUUUCUUUGUUAAAGUAAAAUGUUAGGAGCAGGCAUGUCUGCCAGUGAUGAAAUGAUGAACUUAAUGUUUUUUUGAUUAUCCAGGAGAUAUGAUAUAAUACUGUACUUCCCUCUUUAGUUAAUCGAGGUCAUCACUGCCGUGUGUGAUCAUAAGAUAUGUGAUUGACUGGCUUGGUGUACGGUACCACCAUCAAAUCUCCGACAAGGUCAUGAAAUAUUGUACUACUGAAAUAAUAUUAAAAGUUGCCUUGUGAAA